Molecule: messenger RNA, 1002 nt
Organism: Trichophyton rubrum CBS 118892
Lineage: Eukaryota; Fungi; Ascomycota; Eurotiomycetes; Onygenales; Arthrodermataceae
Exons: 1
Coding region: 1-1002 (333 amino acids)
Biological process (GO): secondary metabolite biosynthetic process; fatty acid biosynthetic process
Molecular function (GO): oxidoreductase activity; fatty acid synthase activity
Source: RefSeq, a predicted model, not a curated record
AUGCUCGAGGCUGAAGUAUAUGCCACAGUUGGAAGUGAGAAGAAGGUUGAGUAUUUGAUGGAAAACUAUCACAUCCCACGGAACCGAAUCUUCAAUUCCCGAGACAAAACAUUCGUGGAUGGAGUCAUGCGUGAAACGGAAGGUCGUGGCAUGGACUUUAUUCUCAACUCCCUCUUAGGCGAACUCUUACACGCUACAUGGAGCUGUGUUGCUGAAUUUGGAACAAUGUUGGAAUUAAGGAAGCGGGAUUUAAUCGGUGAUGACAAACUCGAUAUGAAACCCUUCUUAGCGAACCGCAGCUAUUGUUGUGUCGACAUUAACGGGCUUUGGAAAAGGAUUCAUAUAGCCAGGGCCUUGAUAUUUUCCAUACUGAAAUUUUAUAACAAGGGACACAUCUCCCCUCUGCCCACCACUAUAUUCCCAGCAUCCCAGACGCAAGACGCGUUUCGAUUCAUGGAAAAGGGUCAGCACAUUGGACGUGUCAGUGUUUCGAUGAAGCAGACCGAGGAAUCUGAACUUGAAUUCGAAACCACUAAGAGAACAUUGAAGAUCGCCUUUGAUGAAGCAUCCUCUUACUUAAUGGUUGGAGGCCUUGGAGGCAUCGGUCGUGCCGUGUCUACCUGGAUGGUCGACCACGGUGCCCGUGAGCUUAUCUAUCUAUCUCGAAGUGCUGGGUGUACCAGUAAAGAUGACGAUUUUGUCCGCGAACUCCAGAGCAUGGGUUGUGCCGUUAAACUCGUGAGCGGAGAUACCACGAAGCUCGAGGAUGUACACAGAGCAAUUGCCGCAGCGACAUACCCCAUGAAAGGUAUUAUGCAGAUUUCUAUGGUUGUCGCUAACGAAAACUUCACAAAGAUGAGUUUUGACGAGUGGAAUGCGUCGACAGCGCCCAAAGUCCAGGGGACGUGGAAUCUGCACAACGCUACUCUAGCUGCAGGCAUUGAUCUAGACUUCUUUGUGAUGUUCAGCUCGGUGUCGGGCAUUGUUGGACAAGCAGGAUAG